CGCGGCAUUGAUGGGACUCAAACGCUCACGAGACGGAGCUAACAUGGGGACAGGAAAGCAGGAGCAGCAGGCGGCGACGCCUUACAUGUCCAUGUUCGAGGGUUUUCGGAACGAGCUGGAUGAACACCAUGACCGGCGCGAGAGGAUCAUCAAGGCAUCUCGAGACAUCACCGCAGCAAGCAAGAAGAUAAUCUUCACCCUCCAGAGGGUCCGCAAGCUUGGGCAGCCCGUGCCGCAAUUUGUCGUGAAGGGCAAUGCACAGUAUUGGGAGAUCAUUGAGAAUCGAUACCAGUCCAUCUCUCCGGAGGUUCAAGGAUUGGGCGCGUAUCGAUAUGAGCGCAAUGUAACUGGUGGGAACCAGGAGUUCAUGGAAGCAUUGAGUUUUCAACAUUAUCUGGAGACGCAAACGCUCAUACCCUACAACGACGCCGCAUCCCGCAUAGCAUCCAUGAGCGGCGAAGGCGGAGCGGUGAAUCUUACACCGGAGGACUAUAUCCUAGGUGUCUUCGACAUGGUUGGCGAAUUGAUGAGAUUCUCAAUCACGGCCAUGGCUACCAGCGGCGAACUCCCGGCAGGCAAGGCGAAGAAGGCGGAGAGCACGAAGCAAGAGGCGGUUGAGGAUCAAGCAGACGACAAGAUGGAUGUCGAUGAGCAAGCGACGUCGUCGAGCCACGCAGAGAAACCGCGCAAUGUCCUGGACGACCUCCGAGAGCUUCGCCUCCAACUCGAGAUUUUCGAAACACCCCCAGGAACCAAGUUCGAGUCGGACGUAAAGAAGAAGAUGGACGUCAUGCGGGAGUGUGUAGACAAGGUCGAGAAGGCUCUGUACGGUCUUACUGUGCGAGGGUCUGAGCGGCCGAAGGGCUGGGUGCCGGACUUGAGGGAUGAGAGGCCGGCGGAGGUUGAAAGCUACUGAGACGGCGGUCUGGGACUGAGGCGGUGGCUGGCGUCGGAAUGAGCGACGAAAGCCCGCAGCUUGACUGUGGCAUGUACUACAACGAACAAUCAAUGAUUGACUACUUGACUGUGGCAUGUACUACAGC
Trematosphaeria pertusa is the source of this 1043-nucleotide messenger RNA. Its product is annotated as Translin. The record is from RefSeq and is a predicted model, not a curated record. Gene Ontology annotation, molecular function: RNA endonuclease activity; RNA binding; sequence-specific DNA binding. NCBI's taxonomy places the organism in Eukaryota, Fungi, Ascomycota, Dothideomycetes, Pleosporales, Trematosphaeriaceae. Gene Ontology annotation, cellular component: nucleus; cytoplasm. Bases 44 to 916 code for a protein of 290 amino acids. The transcript is spliced from 3 exons.